AUGCGUUUGGACCAAGUGCAAAUUACGGCCGUUUGUCCGCUGCCCUUAUGAGAGCUGCCUCGCGUGUUUGAUAGGCGAAAGUGACAGGCUCUGGAACGCGGGAUGAAUCGCCCUCUCUAGCGUAUAACAUUUCGCCUGGCUACCAAUUUCACGUUAAUUGAAAAUUUUGACGAAUGAACGUCGCUUUUGCAGCUUGCAACCGCCAAGAAAACAUGGGAACUCUUUCAAAAUAACAAAAUAUUAUUUUCUUUCAACGUAGUACAAAAGAAAGACCAGAAAUCAAUGUUUUAUUUUAUGAAUGGCAAAUAAAAACAUUUUCCGUGUUUUUAAACAUUUUUCAGCAAAAAUGUCAACGAAUUCGAGUGUAGCAGACGCCUCAUGGCCCAAUUCAUGCCGAUUCUGCUGGUUUUGUCGUUUUUUGGGAUCGUCCGCGCAGUCAUCAACGGAUUUCAGGCUAACCGGUUCGGUGAGUUAUUACUUUGAAGACAACUGCAAGAAAAGAAGAAUGAACGAUUCAUUGCCUUGUCGGCAAAUGGAUUAAAUGGAUUCUUUUCUGCCGCUCGUUUAUCAGUUAAACUUUCAAUAUUGCCCAUUAUUCCAAUUGAAUCCAUACUUUUAUUAAAAACUUAUAAGGUUUCUCGGUUGAGAUAUCCGUUCGGAGGCGUCGCUCCUCGCUCGUUUUGCCGAUGUCGCCGACGAUCACACCGUUAUCUGCGGCUCUGUUCUCAUAGCUCCCAACGUCGUUCUUACCGCGGCACAUUGCGUUUACAAAAACGCUUUGUGAGCUUUUCCAAACAAUUAAACAAUUUUGUGGAAAAUUUUUUUUUUGAUCACAUUGUGUCUCUUUUCGUUGUCUCUCAUUUUGAAAUAUGAGAUAUAAGGAAUCUCAUUUGAGCUCAACUAUUGUACGCAUCACGACAAACGAUUUCAACAUCUACAAUAUCGACAAAGGCGAAGAGACAUUUUUUAGUAGAGCGAUUGUGAUUCAUCCAGAGUACCUAAAGGUGUGUGAUUCAAAAGAUUUCUAAAUGCAAUCUUUCAGAAUGGUGAGGCCAACACCGAUAUUGCAAUUGUGUUUUUGCCACGACCAGCCUCGGCGUGCACGGGAUCUCCGAACCAUCCCCAAGUCGCACUUCUUCCCCCGACGCAGUUCCUCCAAGUAAGGAUGUUAGAAAAGUCUGAUUAUUCGGAUUUUUUAUUCAGAACACAGAGAAAGAAAUAACCGACGCGGAGUUGGAAUCAUCUCUGUGUUACACGGCUGGUUGGGGCCGCACCGAAAGUUUUUCAUGA
Molecule: messenger RNA, 1290 nt
Organism: Caenorhabditis auriculariae
Lineage: Eukaryota; Metazoa; Nematoda; Chromadorea; Rhabditida; Rhabditidae
Source: the annotation of a GenBank genome assembly